AUGACGAGUGAGGAGAGCGACUCGUUUGCCAUCCAGAAAGUAGAGGACUUCACGCCCGAGGGUUUUCGAUGGGUAUCUCUGAAGCUCAUCUCAUACGUAGACCCCACCGGGCGGCAUCGCAAGUGGGAGAUGGUGUCCCGCAGCACCCGCGCCGGCGACUGCGACGGCGUCGCCGUCUUCGCCAGGUUCCGGCACCCUGCGUCCACCAGCGCAGGCACCCUGGUGCUCAUUUCGCAGUACCGCCCGCCCCUCCGCCAGGUCUGUUUGGAGCUUCCCGCGGGCCUUGUGGACGCCAACGAGAGCGCGGAGGACGCCGGGCUGCGCGAGCUGCGCGAGGAGACGGGGUACGUUGCGCACGCGAGCGACACCGUCGCCGCGAGCCCCGUCACGCCGAACGACCCGGGUCUGACUGACGCCAACAUGCGGCUCGUGGUGGCCGACCUCGACGCGCGGUCGGACGCGAACCAGCGGCCGCGGGCGUCGCCUGACGAGGGCGAGUUCAUCACGGUGCACCGGCUCGACCUCCCGGACGGCGUGGGCGGCGGCACGCUGUGCGAUCGGAUUGACGCUCUCGCGGCGAGGCUCGGGGCGGUUGUAGAUGCGAGGCUGUACGCGCUGGCGACGGGGUACGACUUGGGCGCGGCGGAUGCGCGGAGGGCGGCGGGGCCGGGGAGCUUCGGGGCGCUGGCGGCGUCGUGCGUCGUGGGGGCGCUGGCGGGGGGGGUGCUCGCGGGGCUGGUCAUUGCGGCCCGACCACGCGUGUGA
Messenger RNA from Pedinophyceae sp. YPF-701, 765 nucleotides. Lineage: Eukaryota; Viridiplantae; Chlorophyta; Pedinophyceae. The record is from the annotation of a GenBank genome assembly.